This is a messenger RNA of Labrus bergylta (ballan wrasse), 2465 nucleotides long. It is a transcript of the gene stradb, whose product is annotated as STE20 related adaptor beta. The record is from RefSeq and is a predicted model, not a curated record. Gene Ontology annotation, biological process: protein phosphorylation; activation of protein kinase activity; protein export from nucleus. Gene Ontology annotation, cellular component: serine/threonine protein kinase complex. NCBI's taxonomy places the organism in Eukaryota, Metazoa, Chordata, Actinopteri, Labriformes, Labridae. Gene Ontology annotation, molecular function: ATP binding; protein kinase activity; protein serine/threonine kinase activator activity.
UAUCUGCCCCUCUUUUACAAAACAUUAACUAAAACAAAACAGAACACUUCAUUCAAAAACAAUUUGAAGACUGUGGUAGAAUAUGAAUGCUGAAAUGAUGAUAACUUAAACAUUUAAGUACAUCAAGAAGCUGAAAUUAAUAAUAUAUUUUAACUUUUUUUUUUUUUUUGCCUACAACAAAACAUUGGUUUCCGUGUUCCAUUCAUAAUUCUUCCUUCUGAUGCUUAUUACGCAACUAUCUCACAACUGGUUUCGCAGCUUUUUUUGGGGGGGGGAUUUCAUGCCGCUUCUCUCCCGAUCAGCUGAUGCAGCCAGGUGAACUGCAGACGGAUGGAUGAACGGCUGAGGUUGGAUGGCUGCUUUUCUAGUCUAGUGGAGGACUCGCCGCUCGUCUCACAUUACACCGCUGCUCUCCAUCUUCCUGUCUCCCUCCAUCGCGGUCGCUCCCCCUCGGCCUGUGAGCGGAUGAAUGCCGAAGCCUGGGAUUUUAUCAUCGCCCAAAGGACUCCAUGUCUUUCUUGGACUGUUCCUGCAUCUCCCACGCUCAGGUCCAGCCCUUGGACCUAGAGGAGCGCUAUGAGGACACCAGCCACCAGUUCCUGAGCUGUGACGGUUCUCAAUACACUCUGCAAGGGCCAGCGGGGGGCGAUGACAUCACAGGACUCUCAGCGGUGCCCGCCCACUACCAGCUGCUGUCUGAGCUCGGGAGGGGCUUCAAUAACCUGAGCCAGGUGAACAUGGCGCGACACAUCCCUACUGGCCAGCUGGUUGCCGUCAAGCAAACCAACCUGGACGAGUGCACCGAGGAGGAGCUGGUGCAGCUCAUGAACGAGGUUCUGCUUUCCCGGCUGUUCCGUCACACCAACCUGCUGACCUCUCGCCUGGUCUUCAGCUCCUGCUGCCAGCUCUGGGUCCUCACACCGCUCAUGGCUUACGGCUCUGCAGACACCUUACUAAGAACAUACUUCCCAGAUGGAAUGAGUGAAUCCCUGAUAGCGUACCUGCUGUAUGGCGUUCUGAAGGCGUUGGAAUACCUGCACCAGAUGGGCUACGUGCACCGCGGGUUGAAGGCCAGUCACAUCCUGCUGUCCGGGGAGGGGCGUGUCUACCUCUCAGGGCUGCACAGCAUUUACAGUAUGAUGCGCGAGGGGAAGAGGAUGAGGGCCGUGUUCGACAUGCCCCAUCACAGCCCGGCCCUGCUGCCCUGGCUGAGCCCUGAGCUGCUGCGACAGGACCUGCAUGGAUACGGAGUGAAGUCUGAUAUCUACAGUUUAGGUAUUGUGGCCUGUGAGCUGGUCAGCGGCAGGGUGCCCUUCCAGGAUAUGCCCCCCACUCAGAUGCUGCUCCAGAAGCUCCGAGGAUCCCACUGCUGCCUCCUGGACGUCGCUCCCUUCCCGCUCGGCGAGCUCGGGGGGCUGAAGGUGUCGCGGUCCGGCGUGGACUCCGGCAUCGGGGAGAGCGUGGCCACGGGGAGCCUUACGCACAGCGCCACCGCUCCCCCCGCCGAUCGACCCCAGAGCCCCGCGCCCAAAAACCACUCGGUCACCCUGCACAACCUGGUGCAGCUGUGUCUGCAGCAGCAGCCUGAGCGCAGACCGUCAGCAUCUUCACUGUUGACCCAUGCCUUCUUCAAGCAGGUGAAGAGGCACACCAGAGACUCCUUCCUCAGCCUCAUGUACCCAGCAGCGCCCCUCACCAGCCCGGACGACCUCCCGGUAUCCUGCCCCCCCACCCCGUCCUGCCACCCUCUGACGUCCACCCCCACAGAUCCCGCUGAGGGGGUGUGGGACUUCUCCUAACCCCAAAUCCUCCAUCACUCCAAAUACUGACUAGCAAGCCAAACACGAGACAAUCAAAACAGAGCAAUGAGGCCAAAUUCUACUGUGCUUUUAUUUUGUAGUAUUCACUCUGAGCCUUUUUUUUUUUUUUAAGUAGUUUUUGUAGUUUUUUUUUAAAAUAUGUUUGUCGGAUACAUAUGUGGAGUAACGGUGGAGCAGCUGACAGGACUGUGAAAGUGCUGGAUCAAAAAGCUGCUCUGAUCAUAGUCUAAAGGUCAUGAUAAGAAUUUGUUUCAGAAUAAAAGCCUGGUUGACCGAUAAUCAAGCGCUUCCGAACAGCAACUACGAGUUAAAGAAAAAAAAGUCCACAUGGUUAAAAACAGCUGUUGGCGGUAUAAGAGUCAUUAUUUUGUGUGCCUGUAGUCGCAGUUCUUCUCCUUUAAAGUGUAGUAUAGUACAGAAAAAAUGACUUUGUAAAUAAAUCAAAAUCCAACAAAAAGUGAAACCUCGAUAGGUACUGCAGACUAAUCUCUGAAGAGUGAGAGACUGUGUAACGGUGUUUUUUUCCCCUUUUUUAAGUGUUAUGUUGUAUUCAUACUGUGAAUAGUGAAUACUGUGAGCGUAGUUAUGUCACCUAUGUGCAUAUAUAUUCAUCUUUAUAAUCAAACUAAGGAUGCAAAGGAGGGG